AUGGGGAAAUUAGGGAAGAAAGCAAGGAAGUUUGCAAAGAAGAAUCUUCAGUCUGUAUUGAAAAGGAAGCGAAAAACGAAGGCUUUAUUCAAAAAGAAAUUCUCAAAAGAUGAGCAGAAUGAUGUUGAGGAACAAGAGGAUAAUGCUUCAGGGCUUUCUAAUGGAAGAAUCAUGGUCAUAGAUAACGAUGAAGAUGCUUCUAUUGAUGCUGUCUUUGCUGAGGAUGACAAGGAUGAGGGUGAAGAUGGUUCAGAUAGUGAUGGUUACCUUUCAGAGGACUCAAGUUCUCCAUUUGUUGCAAUAAAUGAGACUCAGAAUAUUAUAGAAGAAGAAAAUGCCAGUAGUACCUAUGUGGCACUGAAUAAGAAUAUUCAUGCAGAUCUGGUCAUGAAAAAGAAAAAAUUGGAUAGGCUAAAGAAGGAUCCAGAAUUCAGCAAGUUCCUAGAAAGCUACUACGAAUCAAUUCAAAUUAUGGAGACGUACUCUGAUGAAGAUGAUAGAAGGGAUCCUGGGCAACAAGAUGAAAAUGACCCUUCCAAAUCUGAGGAAAAACCCUUGACGGGUUCUAUCAUCCGUUCUUGGUGUAAGCUGUUCACAGAAGAGCAUAACCGGUCUGCUCUCAUUAGUCUGUUAAAUGCUUAUCGUGCAGCAUGUCACUUUGGAGCAGAAACGAUUGGUUACAGAUUUCAGAACAGUGGGAGUUUUUGCAAUAUAUUGAUGUUCAUGCUCUCUAAUGCGGAUGACAUAUUUCGAAGGCUAUUCCAAAUUUCGUCCUUGAAUUGCAGGAAAGAGGGCAUACUGGAAUUGAAGAAUUCUUCAAAGUGGAAUGAUUUAAAACCACUUGUCAAAUGUUACCUAAGAAGUACGCUAUUUUUGUUGAAUCAGGUCACUGACUCAGAAAUUUUGGCCUUCACAAUGACCCGACUCAGGGCUUCUCUUCUAUUCCUUGCUGCUUUUCCAUCACUACUAAACCGGCUCAUCAAGGCUACUGUAAAUUUAUGGGCAACAGGUGCGGCAGUUCUAUCAUCAGCUGCCUUCCUUAUCCUAAGGGAUGUGGCUACAAUGUUUGGUUCAAAUUACUGGAACACCUGCUUAUCAAAAAUUUCUGUGGCCUAUCUUGCUCGGAGUAGAGUAUCAGAAAUUGUGGAUGCUAAACAUUUACAGUUCCUUAGGGAUUCCAUAGUUGAGUUGUACUCCCUGGAUGUGCAAAAAUCAUCUGCCAAGGUCCUUGCUUCAAUAAGUCAACUUGCCAAGAUAUUGCAGUGGGCUUUGCAAACAAAGAAGAAGGAAGCUGUUAAAAAGUUAUGCAGUUGGGAGUAUGUAAACUGCAUUGAUCUGUGGGUGAGGUUCAUAUCAGCCAAUAUACAUGAUUAUGACCUUCAGCCAUUGAUGUUUAUGACCAUUCAGAUUAUAAAUGGUCUAGCUUACUUGUUUGCUGGUCCAAGAUAUUUCCCUCUAAGACUCAAGUGCAUUCAGUGGCUUAGUUUUCUUUCCAGUUCUAGUGGAUUUUUUAUUCCGGUUGCUUCAUUUGUGCUGGAUAUUUUGGAAUACAAGGUGGUCAAGGAGGGUGGAAGAUCACGGAAUACCUUCAACACUAUGUCAGUCCUGAAGUUGCCAAAAUAUUAUCUAAAAUCACGAAACUUCCAAGAAGAAUGCCUUCUUUCAAUCAUUGAACAGCUUUCUCUGCACUUUGCUCAGUGGAGUUACCACAUCUCUUUCCCUGAGCUAGCAGUUAUUCCACUAAUUUGUUUGAGAAAGUUUCAUGACAUUACCCUGGCUGAAAAUCUGCGGCGUAUGGUGAAGCGUUUUAUCGAUCAGGUGGAGCAGAAUGUGGACUAUGUACAGAGAAAAAGAGAUGAUGUGCCUUUUUCCCCAAAUGAUUACCAAUCUGUAGACUCGUUUCUUCAGCUUGAAAAGUCCAGUCCCCAAGCACCAUUUACUCAAUAUUGCAGAGGUGUCCUGGAAAAGGCAUCUCAAAGGAGUUCGCGUACAUGUGGAAAGAUGAGCUUGCUGGAGCCGAGAAAAUCAAAGAGGAACAAAGCAGAGCAUAGAAAGGGAAUUGCCGCUAAGGAAAAUCACCCUGCGGAUGAAAAUGGAAUUGUUGGUUCAAAGCGGAAAAGAAAAACUGUAAAAGAGGACAUCGCAUUUCAGAUAUGGGAAUCUGAAAAUUUGUUGAUUAUGCAAUACCUGUUGCAGCCACAGAAAGAGCCCUAG
Messenger RNA from Fraxinus pennsylvanica, 2214 nucleotides. Lineage: Eukaryota; Viridiplantae; Streptophyta; Magnoliopsida; Lamiales; Oleaceae. The record is from the annotation of a GenBank genome assembly.